Messenger RNA from Erinaceus europaeus (western European hedgehog), 945 nucleotides. It is a transcript of the gene TRMT2B, whose product is annotated as tRNA methyltransferase 2 homolog B. The record is from RefSeq and is a predicted model, not a curated record. Lineage: Eukaryota; Metazoa; Chordata; Mammalia; Eulipotyphla; Erinaceidae.
AUGUCGGGAAAUUUCACUCAUUUGAUAGCCAAGAAUUGUCAAAGACAACAGAAAAGUCAGGAGUAGUCAAACCAUCUUGAGCCAACUGGUUUCUGGCAGGAUAGGCUGGCUGAUGUUGUGACCCCACUCUGGAGGGUGAGAUAUGAAGAACAGCUUAAGCCUGUCGUCAAUGGUUACCGAAAUAAAUCCACCUUCCCUGAAGGAGGUCCUAAUGGCAAUCCAAAGACUGUGGGAUACUAUCUAGGAACUUGGAAAGAUGGGGCUGAACAUUGUGUAUGAUCUAAUUAUCUGAAAAAUAUUCCUGAGAAACAUAGUCAAGUGGCACAAGUAUAUGAAGUAUUCCUUCGACAGUCCCUCAUGGAACCCUGUCUUCAGUUUUAUGAAGGUGGGCACUGGCAUGAGCUCACAGUCCGUACCAAUAAUCAAGGACCCACAGUCACCAUAGUCAUUUUCCAUCCCCAGAACUUAAGAAAGGAGAAGCUUGAUGUUCAGAAGGAAACUCUAAAGGAGUUUUUCACAAAAGGGUUAGGAGCAGUCUGUGAUUUGACUUCAGUGUACUUCUGUUUGCAUUAUGUCAUGUGGUUCUCUCCUGCAGGAAUCACCAACUGUGAAUUCCACUCUGGAUGAACAGAGAUUUUGCCACAGCUAUUAUAUGCUCCCAAUGGGCUGAUUCUGAGCUCACUUCUCCACUAUUCCCAUCUAGUGCUCGAUCAUCAGAUGGUUCAGGCCAUUAGCAACUGCAGCACUGUCUGCACAACAGUUUUUGUUUCCUGCGAGCCCCAUGGUGAAACCAUAAGAAACAUCAUUGCGCUGUACUGUCCUCCAGACUCAGCUAAGAACCUCCUGGGUAAGUUUUUCAUGCCAAGACAAGCUGUGGAUCUGUUUCACUAUAUUCCACACUGUGAGCUUGUGCUUAUCUUCAAUCAAUCAACAACUCCUACAUGA